GUCUACGAAGAGUAAAAAGGUAGUUCACGCAACUUUAGAAGUAAAAAAUGUGUCAUACAAAUCCAUCAAUUCAGGAUAUAGCAAACCUUUGCUAUGACAAAUUUAAAUCAUUGCCAAAAACCGGCAAGCCCUCGGCCAACCAAUGGACUGUUUUGGCAUGUGUUGUGGAGCACAACCGUCAAACGAGAUAUAGUCGGGUGGUGGCUCUUGGAUGUGGAACAAAGUGCAUUGGUUACACCAGACAGUGCCCGAAAGGAUUCAUUUUGAACGACUCCCAUGCUGAAGUAUUGGCUCGCCGAGCCUUCCUUCGGUAUCUUUACCACGAAAUGAAGCACGACCGUAUCUUCCAUUGGGAAGCCAAGCGUGGUUCCUUUGACCUCAGUGAACACGUGGAGUAUCAUUUCUUCAGCAGUCAGACGCCAUGUGGGGACGCUUGUAUUGUGGAUGAGUCCAUAGAAAGGGGAGAUGACCAAAGGGCAAAGCGUCAGCGACUGGACGAGAACUCUGAGAUGGUCUACACUGGCGGCAAGCUGAUAGCUGGCCAAGUGUCUGAAGCCAUGACAUCAUCCGAUGACAUGCAUCAGACGCCGGGAGCCCUGCGCACCAAGCCCGGACGUGGUGUGCGCACUUUGUCCAUGUCAUGUAGUGAUAAGCUAGCCCGCUGGAGCGUGCUUGGUGUCCAGGGCGCUCUGAUCGACUCCUUGCUCUCAAAGCCCAUAUACUUCAGCACUCUCAACUUUUGCUGCAGUGAGGCGCAUCAGGAGUCCCUGGAGCGGGCCAUCUACAAGCGCUGGCAAGGGCGGGUCUCUAAGAACACGCGAUUCCAACCCCAACAGCCACAAAUACGCAUCGAUGGCGGUCUUCCCUUUGAGUAUUCACAACGCGGUGACUGGCAGCCCUCGCCCAAUGGGUUGGUUUGGUCGCAUGUGCCAGAUGAUCUCAGGCCCUAUGAGAUCUCCGUGAAUGGCAAGCGACAAGGAGUGACAAAAAAAAAACUAGGAUCCGCUCAAGCUGCCUUAGCCGUCAGCAAGUUUAAGCUUUUUCUAAACUUCCUGAAUCUGCAACAGUCGCACGCAGAAUUGCGUGAGAAGUCUCAAAGAAACCUUCCCGAUCUGGAGCAAAUGACUUACGCUUCCUGCAAGGAUUUGUGUGAGGACUAUCAGCAGUCGUGGCGCCAAUUAAAACGGGAAUACUUUCUGCAAUGGACCUGCAAGCCCAAUGAGCUGCUCAAUUUUACUUCGAAAGUUGAAUAACUAAAUCAUUGGUCUAUCUCCUUCAUAUGGAAACCUCAAUCGGAAAAUUGCGGAAAAUAGAAAAAUCAUACUAUCUGAUGGCUGAACAAAUCCAUAUACAACGCGAGUCGAACGACACCACUUGAAAUACCCUCAUAUUGCACAUGUGUAGUCAGAAAGGUGUUGAUAUUAGCUGAUCUCCACUAAAACAGGCUGGAAACCCAAACUGGGACCGGAAUUAUCCUAUGUGCGGUUGAUGGAAUGUUUACAGUCAAGGGUUCGGAAUACCAAGGAUUCACAUGAACAUAUAUUCCUAAACUCUGCGAAAGGUGCCCGUAUGAUUGAAUUAAAAAAUAUAUGCCUUCGUUUCAUAUGCAACAUUCAAGUGUGUUAUAUUUAGAUUGUAAUACCAUAAUAUGUAAUAUGUAAUAUUAUACUAAUUGUCAUUUUGCAAACGUUUAACAAACAAGUAAUCAAAAACGAAAAUACAUUACAG
Drosophila obscura is the source of this 1728-nucleotide messenger RNA. It is a transcript of the gene Adat1, whose product is annotated as tRNA-specific adenosine deaminase 1. Gene Ontology annotation, biological process: RNA processing. The transcript has 4 exons. Gene Ontology annotation, molecular function: RNA binding; adenosine deaminase activity. NCBI's taxonomy places the organism in Eukaryota, Metazoa, Arthropoda, Insecta, Diptera, Drosophilidae. Bases 48 to 1253 code for a protein of 401 amino acids. The record is from RefSeq and is a predicted model, not a curated record.